Messenger RNA from Chenopodium quinoa (quinoa), 399 nucleotides. RefSeq lists its product as uncharacterized. Gene Ontology annotation, biological process: translation. Gene Ontology annotation, cellular component: ribosome. Lineage: Eukaryota; Viridiplantae; Streptophyta; Magnoliopsida; Caryophyllales; Amaranthaceae. Gene Ontology annotation, molecular function: 5S rRNA binding; structural constituent of ribosome. The coding region runs from base 1 to 399 and encodes 132 amino acids. The record is from RefSeq and is a predicted model, not a curated record. The transcript has a single exon.
AUGACAAUGGUUCGAAAGGCGGCGUACGAGUUGCGAUUACAUAUAUCACUCAAGUACAUAACAGCUAAUGUUUUGGAUAAAAGUGACGGAAGUUUAGUAGCUCAAGUGUCAUCGAUAGAGCACGCUAUCAAACGAGCCUUUGAGCUUGGCCGCACCACUAAGAAUCCUCACGCUGCCACUGUUGUCGGAGAAGUUUUAUCGCGGCGGAUCAAAUUAGAAGCCCUUCAUCGCAAUCAUCAAGGUUUGGAUGAUGGGAUCCAUGCUAAUGUUUAUAAACAAGUUCAGAAGAAAGGGGUAGAAGAUGCUGCUGCUAAUGCUAAGAUUGUUUGGGGUAUUAUUAAUACGCUUCGAGACAAUGGGAUUAGGAUUAUUGUCGAGGAUGAUAAUGGUGAUUUGUGA